AUGGGUACAGAGCCAAACAUCCAGUCGGACGUCUUGGAUGAGAUUCGCGUCAGCCACGACAUGAAGCUUCGUCGCUGGUGUACCAUACGAGACGCAUGGCUUGUCUCCACCGAGUUGCAACCGAUCGUCAAUUUUUUCGACCCAGGCAACCGGUCCUCAUCUGCAAAGUUGACCGCAACGAGGGCGUCGACCCACUUCGCCCACAUUGAGACUGCGGCAGCCCAUCGUCAGGAGCACGCACAUCGUCAGAACCUUUCUAAACUCCAAGCCAAAGUAUUCCCGAUCGCCAGCGCCGAAUUCUACUACGUGACUAUCUGCUUCAUCGGCCGCAGCACCAUCGACCUCAAGGACAAGUCGAUGAACAGAUGGCAACCUUGGUACAAGCAUCUGUCCACGGUGACGUGCGAUGGUGAAAGUGGAUGUUUACUGACUCGUGUAUCGCACCACUCUCAGACAAGCACUCUGGAGCGUCGCAAACUAAGCCGUAGCGAAUGCAUCCGAAAGAUCACCGACAAGGCGACCGACGAAUCGCCCAUCGACACCGACGUCGUCAUCUGCUAUCACGGUGACUCGAGCACAACCGAUCGUCAGCCUCCCCACUACGGCUAUUGGGGUCAUGACACGUGCAGAGGCGCAAACAUCGAUUGCUUUUGGAUGCGAGCUCCAAACACCUGGAAAGGCAACGGUGAUGCUGGUGACAACAACAUCGCCAUGAAGAUCGAUGGAAAAUGCACUUAUAACAGAGACACUGUUACCGUCGAGUGCAAGUAG
Pseudozyma hubeiensis SY62 is the source of this 771-nucleotide messenger RNA. Its product is annotated as potential fungal zinc cluster transcription factor. Lineage: Eukaryota; Fungi; Basidiomycota; Ustilaginomycetes; Ustilaginales; Ustilaginaceae. The coding region runs from base 1 to 771 and encodes 256 amino acids. The record is from RefSeq and is a predicted model, not a curated record. The transcript is spliced from 5 exons.